Ochotona princeps (American pika) is the source of this 2113-nucleotide messenger RNA. It is a transcript of the gene B3GAT1, whose product is annotated as beta-1,3-glucuronyltransferase 1. The record is from RefSeq and is a predicted model, not a curated record. Gene Ontology annotation, cellular component: Golgi membrane. NCBI's taxonomy places the organism in Eukaryota, Metazoa, Chordata, Mammalia, Lagomorpha, Ochotonidae. The coding region runs from base 213 to 1217 and encodes 334 amino acids. Gene Ontology annotation, molecular function: galactosylgalactosylxylosylprotein 3-beta-glucuronosyltransferase activity. The transcript has 5 exons. Gene Ontology annotation, biological process: carbohydrate metabolic process; chondroitin sulfate proteoglycan biosynthetic process.
AGUCUGCAAACCUGCUUCCGCAAUGGGUGGGUUGUGAGUGCUGGUAAGACCUGCUAGCCAGCCUUCAGCUUCUCUCUUCUCUGUGUGUCUGGCUGGCCAGCCCAUGCCUGUUCUUUUCUCCCUUGUUCUGCUGCCGUUGUCCUGUGGCUGGCUCCUCCUGAUCUUACCACCACUCAGGUAAUGAGGAGCUUUGGGUGCAGCCAGCCUUGGAGAUGCCGAAAAGACGGGACAUCCUGGCGAUCGUCCUCAUCGUGCUGCCGUGGACACUGCUCAUCACCGUCUGGCACCAGAGCACCCUCGCACCCCUGCUCGCCGCGCACAAGGAUGAGGGCAGUGACCCCCGGCACGACACAGCCCCGGGCACAGACCCCAGGGAGUACUGCAUGUCCGACCGCGACAUUGUGGAGGUGGUGCGCACCGAGUAUGUUUACACGCGACCCCCGCCGUGGUCCGACACGCUGCCUACCAUCCAUGUGGUGACACCCACCUACAGCCGCCCGGUGCAGAAGGCUGAGCUGACGCGCAUGGCCAACACCUUGCUGCACGUGCCCAACCUGCACUGGCUAGUGGUGGAAGACGCGCCGCGCCGCACUCUGCUAACAGCGCGCCUGCUGCGGGACACUGGUCUCAACUACACGCACCUGCACGUGGAGACGCCCCGCAACUAUAAACUCCGGGGUGACGCCCGCGACCCGCGCAUCCCGCGGGGCACCAUGCAGCGUAACCUGGCCCUGCGCUGGCUGCGCGAGACUUUCCCGCGCAACUCCAGCCAACCAGGUGUGGUGUACUUCGCGGAUGAUGACAACACCUACAGCCUGGAGCUCUUUGAGGAGAUGCGCAGCACCAGGAGGGUGUCCGUGUGGCCUGUUGCCUUCGUUGGUGGCCUUCGGUAUGAAGCUCCACGGGUGAACGGAGCAGGGAAGGUGGUUGGCUGGAAGACCGUGUUUGACCCCCAUCGACCAUUUGCAAUAGACAUGGCUGGAUUUGCAGUCAACCUGCGGCUCAUUCUUCAGCGGAGCCAGGCCUACUUCAAGCUGCGUGGAGUUAAAGGAGGCUACCAAGAAAGCAGCCUCCUCCGAGAGCUUGUCACCCUCAACGAUCUGGAGCCCAAAGCAGCCAACUGCACUAAGAUCCUGGUCUGGCACACACGGACAGAGAAGCCUGUCUUGGUGAACGAGGGGAAGAAGGGCUUCACUGACCCCUCGGUGGAGAUCUGAGCCUCACACACAGGAGCCUCCUUCUCCCCGUUCUUGGCCUUCCACCUGCUCUCCAUGGCUGGCAGUCCCCCCAUGGCAGACUCCUAAGGAAUCAUUCUCCUCCUCUUUUCUAUUCUGGGGGUUACGGCGCACAGCCUGAUGCCAGGACAGAGAAUUCAAGCACAGAAAUCCCACACCUGCUGUCCUCUCCAGCUACCUGGACCAGCAGCCCCAGAGACAAGGGCCGAGGGUCCAGCAGCCAGCAGGGCUGGCACAAAGCUUGCCAGAAGCUUCCUGCACAGAUACUCCAGAGCGAUGCAGGUUUGGGAGGGUGGUAAAAGGCCCCCAUGGUCUGGGGCCCAGCAUGACCAUCCAGGACUCCCAGCCAGGGAAUUCCGGAGACCAGAGAGCAACCAGUGGGGGCCACCCACAUCCCACUCCCUUCCUCCAAUCCUCAGAGCUGCUCCCCAGUCACACAUACACCUCUGGAUCUCCUUUGGUUCAUGUUUACAGGCAUAGGUUUUCUUGAUCCCAACAGAUGCCCAGCCCUGCAUGGGGGCACCGUGGCCUGCUGGUGAGCUCCUCCUAUACCUCAGGCUGUGGUGAGAAUGUAGUCCCCUCCUUUGUUGUCCUCCCCUCACUCCUUCUCCUCCAGCAGUAGCAGGGAGUUGGGCCCAGAGCCAGCACAGGUCCACUGAUCUGGACUAAGAGCCACAUGACCCCACUGUCCACACACUGCCUCUUCCACUGGCCCUGGGGUUCAGCGCUGUUUGACUGAGCUGGGCCCAGGAGGGGAUACCAUCUUUCUGGAGCUCAUGAGAACCACAUACCCCAGGGCUGAGGAAGUGUUGGUGAAGUAAAAGUCUCUUCUGGCCUGUGGAGGUGGGACUGGCAAUUCUCCACCCCCUUCCUGCACC